Messenger RNA from Aspergillus tanneri, 1323 nucleotides. RefSeq lists its product as uncharacterized. NCBI's taxonomy places the organism in Eukaryota, Fungi, Ascomycota, Eurotiomycetes, Eurotiales, Aspergillaceae. The transcript is spliced from 3 exons. Bases 1 to 1323 code for a protein of 440 amino acids. The record is from RefSeq and is a predicted model, not a curated record. Gene Ontology annotation, biological process: purine nucleoside catabolic process. Gene Ontology annotation, molecular function: purine nucleosidase activity. Gene Ontology annotation, cellular component: cytosol.
AUGAAUGCUACUGUCCAGGCCGCGACUCGAGUCAUCAUUGACACGGAUGUCGGCGGAGAUGACAUGACAGCUAUGCUACUAGCAAUGGCUGCCCUGCCGGCAGUGAUGGAGGUUGUGUUACUUACUGCAGUUUGGGGCAAUGUAAAUGUGGAAAAGGGAUUGAAAAAUAUUAUCUCAAUGUUUCAUAUCCUGUCCCUGGAAAUGGACUGGCGCAAGAAACAGGGUCUGCCUCUCGGCUUUGAAGCCUUUCGAUCCUUCAAACCUCUUGUUAGUCUUGGCUCAGGACAUGCUCUGGGAAAACCUGUGGUAAUAGAAAAAGAUGGAUUCCGUGAGUUUAGCAUCCCCAAAUACCUUCUGUGCUGGAAGAAAUCGAAUCUGACUUACAUGCUGCAAGAUGGACCCGAUGGGCUACAGAACUUCUACAAAUUGCAUCCUGAUCUUGCACCAGACGACUCUUGGAAAUCGCUUUUCGAAGAUGACGUGCCCAGCCCGAAGGAGAGACCUGAAUAUUUCAACUAUUUUAACGCCUCAAGACUUCCAGCUCACAAAGAGAUAAUACGUGUUCUGAAAGAAAACCCGCCGAACACGAUCACGGUUUUUGCCCUUGGUCCCAUGACGAACAUUGCGCUGGCUGCAGCAGAAGACCCUGAAGCACUCCUUCGAAUGAAAGAACUUCUUGUAAUGGGCGGAGCCAUUGACAGUCCCGGGAAUAUGUCUCCAGUGGCUGAAUUCAACACAUUUUACGACCCAGUUGCAUGCGCAAGGUCAUUUGCCCUAUCAUCUCGCGACCCAGCAUCUACCAUGCCUCCAGCGAACUAUUGCAAGAUCCCUCUUGGGCCGUAUCCCGAGAAACUAUCAAAACAACUCACCGUAAAGCUGUUCCCUUUGGAUAUCACGCUUACUAACUGUGUGGAUUAUGAUCGCUUUUCCAAAUCGAUCAAGCCAAAGCUCGAUGCUGGUAGUCCACUUGUGACUUUGGUUAAUACGUAUCUCACUGGGCUUUAUAAGAAAAAUACAUCGGAUCCUUGUGUUGUCCUACAUGAUCCGCUGCCUAUGUGGUAUGCGUUGACUGAGAAUAACACGGCAUGGAACUUAAGUAGUCCACGGGACAUAAGAGUCGAAACGGAGGGGCAAUGGACAUACGGAAUGGAUGUGGUUGAUAGACGUGGUGAGAAAAGGGCGAAUGGUGUGAAUGAAACAGAGGUUGAUGAUGAUACUCUGGGAUGGCUGAGUGCAGUUCGCGGGAACAGGAUUAUCCAAGCUAUGGAGAGUCCUGGGGCAGAUGCAUUCUAUGAGAGGGUUAUGAAACUUUUGGGCCUUUGA